AUGUCAGGCCCUUCUGCGGUUGUUGCUCCAGCGAUGGGGCCAGCACAGAUUGGAGAAGCAGCGGACGGGAGGAAAGCCAAGAGGGAAUUAUCUCAAUCCAAACGCGCCGCUCAGAACAGGGCCGCUCAAAGGGCAUUCCGUCAACGCAAGGAGGGAUACAUCAAAAAGCUCGAGCAGCAAGUCAGAGAUUACGGCGAAAUGGAGAUCACCUUCAAGGCGCUCCAGGCCGAGAACUAUGCGCUACGGGACUAUGUCCUUCGCCUGCAGUCUCGAUUGCUCGACACCCACGGCGAAUACCCCCAGCCGCCCGCGGGCAUCAACCUUGCCCACCCCAGCAACCAGGCGGCACAGCCCACCUCCGGGGGUCCUGAAGCGCCUCAAACCAACGCCGCUCCCGCACCAAGCUCGAAUCCGCUCGAGGUGGCCGCCCAGGCGGUUGCCGGGCUCAGUCGCAACGAGAAUUACGCACCCGCCCGCACCGACGACGAUGCGAGGACCGCUGAGGAGAUUACGCGGCAGCUGCAGUCGGACGGCGGGCCGGAUGGGUUGCCUGCCGCGCCAAUGUAG
Molecule: messenger RNA, 567 nt
Organism: Parathielavia appendiculata
Lineage: Eukaryota; Fungi; Ascomycota; Sordariomycetes; Sordariales; Chaetomiaceae
Exons: 2
Coding region: 1-567 (188 amino acids)
Biological process (GO): regulation of DNA-templated transcription
Cellular component (GO): RNA polymerase II transcription regulator complex
Molecular function (GO): transcription cis-regulatory region binding; DNA-binding transcription activator activity, RNA polymerase II-specific
Source: RefSeq, a predicted model, not a curated record